AUGAUGGAGUGGGUUCUCCAGGUGGCCAAUGACGGGGUUCUGCCCGCCAUGGCCCUUUACCAGGUCCUUCACCUCUCCCAAGACCCUCUGUCUGCCGUUACCUCCCACAGCAGCGGCAUCUCCACAAGGAACAGAUGUUCUCCGUCUCCUCCUUCGUCCAAGGACCGGGCCUCUUCUCAGGGCUCAGCCCAGCCUGAUGUCCCCGAGGGGAACAUCUUAGAGAAGCCCCACCCCCUGCUGGAAAGCGGGCUGGACAGACUAUCGAGCGAGAAGCCUCCGACACCCCUUCACCCCAGUAGGUCCACAGAGGAGGAUAUCCUCGCCACGGCAUCCCUCACUGUGGCAGAGGUCAUCGCCAAGUUGAAGGGAGUGAUGGCGAGAGACGUUGACAGGAAAGAGGCGAAGCUGUCUUUCAUUGUGGAGGAGCUGUGUGACUCGGCCAUGGACAAAGUGAUGGACGAGUUGGUGCUUCACCACCACGGCAGCACCUUGUCUGAAUUCUAUUCGACAAGCAUCUCUGAGGACCUGAUCCUGAACACCUGGCAGGACGCCAGGGAGAAGAUCCAGGUCCUCGCCGACAUCCACACCGACGCCGUCGACGAGCGGAUGCCCCCGCGGCCCCUGUUGUCUGCCAACACCAACACAUCAGAGGCCGUCUUCCACAGGGAGAAAAAGGAGGCAGAGAAGAUGGUGUUAUUCUUCAUUGGCAGUGCGUCCGAGGCCGAGGAGAUGGAAAAGGCUAUGGGAUCGCCUAGGCCCAGCUGUGUGACAGCGGCAUCGACCGGCUCAGGCCGCAGCUCGGCCAGCAGCAUUGGACGUGUCAGAUGCGACAGCGAGCCUCACAGCCCCUCCACCCAGACGGAGAGCCUCUCUGGUAUCCUGGCCCACCACGCCCUCUUCCAGAGACCGGGCGUUUUCACCACAGAGGAGAAGCUGGAGCUGGUGAGGGUGGUGGGGGGUAUCCUCCAGGGGACGGUGGCCAGAAAGAGACGCUCUUCCCUGAACCAGCCCGAAGACGCCGACACGGCCUCCCUGCCCCAGAACAUCUCCGGUGCCUGCAACAUCAUCCACCUCGUCCUGGAGAACUUCAGCGCAGCUGCGCAGAUGAUUACAGAAGGAGAGGUGGCCUUCCUGCAGCCACGCGGUAAUGACUUCACCCUGUUAGUGGAGUGCGUGAGCGAGUCCCUGCUCAGCCAGGUUACGGAGGAGGUGAAGGCCCUACAGAGGAGGAGCCAGGGGGUCAGCAGCGGGAGGAGCAGCAGGAGGAGCCGCAGCCAGGGAGAGCUGCCGGGGAACUGGGUCAAGGGAAAGGAGGAGGAGGCCUGCACAUUCUCGUGUCAGGAAAGCUUCCUUUUCAGCACCCAGCAGGAAGAGAGGAGACCAGAGGAGGAGUGCAGCUCGCCCAAGAGCCCUAGCCCCAGGGGCCCUAGCCCCAGGAGCAAGGCGAACAGCCACAACCUAAACCUCACAGCUCACAAAAUGCUGGACACCGUCGUGCGGAUGGCCUACUCAGCCUCCAGAUCAGUCUCCAAUGACGAAGACUGUGAAAAUGACCAAGUAGGCUCCUCUGCCGGGUUGUUGGACCAGGCUGAGUACGACCUGGGCCGUCUGCUGGCCUCUCGCAACAUGUGUACCAGGAUGUUGCAGGCGAGGAUCCAGAACUUCUCCAUGGAGCUGAUCGACCGCCUCUAUGAGCUGCUCCUGGACACGCAGGUGGGACGAUUCCCCUCGACACGCCGCUGCCGCUCCAAGCCCAACGUCCAGAACCCGGAGGUCAAGCAGCACCUGGACUGGGAGCUCUUCACUCCAAUCCUGUACAAUUUCAUCCACUUGGCCUUCAAGAAACUGAUGGAGAACUUCCUUGGCCUGACCAACUCACUUCCGGACGAAUGUGUCCUGGUGAACGACCAUCUCGAAUGGAUGUGUAAGAAGGACAGGACCUCCAUCAGGGAUGUAUCUUGGGAGAGCAGGGACAGCGACGACAGCAGCGACAGCAGCGACUGCACGUCUCUGGAAGGGUCCUACUGCGUGAUGCUGGGCCCCAGCCCAGGGACUGUGGGCAGGAACCGGCCAUCUUCCUCUGUCAGCCAGGACCAGAGGAGGGCGCUAGAGGCCAUUUCUGAGGUGUUGACCCUCCAAGUGGGAGGGGUCCUUCAGCGUUCCUGCAAUGACCCAGAAAAAGUCAUGGCCAUUGUCAACAAAGGCCUUGAUGCUGAGGUCACGGCCAGGAUCGCCAACUUUUGCUGCUCCUCCUCUGAAGCCACAACAGGAAGUCUCGACCCAGAGUUAAGUUCAGGUUUCAUUAACCUAGAAGUAGGCCAGUCUGAGAAAGAUAGUCUGACCAAAGGCAUCAAGUUUGCCAGUCAAAUAAAUCCCAAGGGAGAUUGGAAAGAUGAUGCAGCUUCUUGUCUUCCUGAGCUGGUCCAGGUGCUGCCCUGGUUGCCCCCGAGACCCCCUGAGACCCCCUCCCUGCAGACCUUGGAGAUUCGCGUCCAGGAGAAGGUCUGGAAGCCAUCCAAGCCCAGUGCCCUACACCACCUGACCCUGCGGGACCUGCUGCAUGGUCUUCUGGUCCGCCUGGCCCUCCAGGAGUCCCCCUCAACCUCUAGCGCCCCCACCUUCUCGCAGCUAGAGGCAACUCUGCUUCAGGAAGUGGGCUGGAUUCUCCGGACCCAAGAUGGGAUCAGCCUCGUCCUGGAGCACCUGCCUCAGAGCCCUUGCUACAGCGGCACAGACGCCCUGGACGCCAUGUUGGAGGCGGCCUAUGCUAAGCUGUCGCUCAGCGCUAACAGCAGCAGAGCCCUGCUUCGCUCCGCUCGCCACGGAGAAGCGGGAGCCAUUUGCUGCCUGGCCCAGACCAUCGCCACGGUGAUCUCCCGCCACGCCGAGGACUGGCGCGCUCCUGCAGUGUCCGAUAGUAGCGUCCAUUUUGAGAAGGAGAAUGCUACAAACUCUGCUGGCUUGGUAAAGGCCGGUGAAAGCUCCAGCUCCCUGUGUGAGGAUGUGAGGCUACAUGAUAUGGAGUCUUCUGGCUUGGGAAAGGCCAGUGAGACCCAUAUGGAGAUUCAAGCAGAUGAAAGGGUCAAGAAGAGAUGUGACAGAUUUGGUUUGGUAAAGGCCAGAGAGUGUCCCCUCUCCUCCAGAUCACCAGAAGCGCUAAGGAUCUCCAGGAAGCAGAGAGAGAGAGCUGUAGCCCCAGGCUUGUUAAAGGCCUGGGAGAAGAUCGACAGGUCUUCUGAGGAGACCUCCACCUCCCAGUCCUGCCACUCCUCCUCCUCAUCCUCCCACUCAAUUUCAUCCCCCUCUGUGCCCUCCCAAACCUUCAACAACAGGUCUUCCAUCUUCAAUUCCAAACUGGGCCGUCUUGGAAAGAAAAAACUUUCCAGCCUCCGACGAUGGUUCACAUCGGUAAGCUGAAAAUAACUCCACACACUGGCACUGGGUAGAACUGACCUUAACUGAGUCAAGGAUAAGAUGGGUUACAAGUAAGCAUGUGUAGAAGACAUUAUGUAUGAGUAGUA
Messenger RNA from Hypomesus transpacificus, 3521 nucleotides. RefSeq lists its product as uncharacterized. Lineage: Eukaryota; Metazoa; Chordata; Actinopteri; Osmeriformes; Osmeridae. The coding region runs from base 1 to 3417 and encodes 1138 amino acids. The transcript is spliced from 3 exons. The record is from RefSeq and is a predicted model, not a curated record.